Messenger RNA from Emiliania huxleyi CCMP1516, 879 nucleotides. RefSeq lists its product as hypothetical. The record is from RefSeq and is a predicted model, not a curated record. The annotation marks the transcript as partial. The transcript is spliced from 2 exons. NCBI's taxonomy places the organism in Eukaryota, Haptophyta, Isochrysidales, Noelaerhabdaceae.
GACCAGCUGCUCAAGGACGCGGCCGAGCUCGAGGCGGCCGAGAAGGAGGCGCGCACCCCGAACCUCACCCUGGCGGGCAAGUACGCGCCCCGCGAGGGCUCCGCCUUUGACGGCCUCGCCAAGCGGCUCUCCACACACCUCUUCGGGAACAAGAACGAGGCGGCGUCGGCGCGCAAGUACCGCAAGCUCGUCGCCUCCCUCAACCGCGCCCUCUUCACCACCGAGGUGCUGAUGGCGGCCAACCGCUGGGCGGAGAUUGAGUUUGCGCGCGUCUCGUCCCUCUGCCUGCAGCGGUCGCGCAAGGCCUUCCUCAACGAGGCGCUCAAGGGCAAGCUGGCGCCGGCGCAGGAGGAGACGGGCAACCGCCACCCCGAGGACGAGCAGCGCGUUGCGGCGCGGCACAACCUGCGCAAGGCCCUCCUCGAGAAGGGCGCCAAGGCCGUCAAGGGCAAGCAGCUGUAUCCGCACGAGAUCGCGCAAAAGUGCAUGCGCGGCGGCCGUACCGAGCUGUCGACCCUCGAGGCGGACCUGAUGCACGCGCAGUGGGAGGCGAUGCGCGAGGGCGUCAAGGAGGCGAUGGCGGCGGCGGCGGCGGCGCGCGAGGCGGCGGUCGCCGAGGCAGCGGGGGAGGGUGCGCCGCUCGAGGCGGUGGCGGCGCUGCGGGCGGCGCUGCCAAAGCCGGUCGACCUCGGCAAGCUGGUGCCGCUGAUCGACGUGUCUGGGUCGAUGGUGGGGACGCCAAUGGAGGCGGCCAUCGGCCUCGGCCUGGUUGUGGCCGAGCUUCCCACCCCGCCUUCCGCAACCGCGCCAUCACCUUCGAGUCGAGCCCGCAGUGCGGGCGCUGCAGGGUGCCAGCUGGGGCGGGUCGACCGACUUUGA